AUGCCCUCUCUCGGCGAGAAGCCAAAGACGGCCAUUGUCGUCGGUGCGGGCGCCGGCGGCGUAGCUCUCGCAGCUCGUCUUGCGAAAGCAGGCUUCUCCGUCACAGUCCUCGAAAAGAACUCCUUCACGGGCGGUCGCUGCUCGCUGAUGCACCACGAAGGCCACCGCUUCGACCAAGGACCCUCUCUUUUCCUCCUCCCGCAGCUCUUCCACGAGACGUUCCGCGACUUGGGCACUACCCUCUCAGACGCGGGCGUCGACCUGCUGCGCUGCGAAACCAAUUACAACAUAUGGUUCCACGACGGCGAGCUCUUCAAGCACACGUCCGACCUCGCCGCCAUGAAGACCCAGAUCGAGCGCUGGGAGGGCAAGGACGGCUUCGAGCGGUAUCUGCAGUGGCUCAAGGAGGCCCACGUCCACUACGAGGUUUCCGUCAGGGAUGUGCUUCACAAGAACUUCACCAAGCUGAUACACCUUGCAAGACCGAGCUUCGUGAGGCACGUCGUCAACCUGCACCCGCUCGAGAGCAUUUGGAGCAGAGCGAGUAGAUAUUUCUGGUCGGAGCGCUUGAGGAGGGUGUUCACGUUCGCCGUCAUGUACAUGGGAAUGUCGCCCUUUGAUGCGCCGGCAACGUACUCUCUGCUGCAGUACACCGAGUUCGCCGAGGGCAUUUGGUACCCGCGCGGCGGAUUCCACUCCGUGGUCGCCGCGCUGGUCCGCAUCGGCGAGCGGCUAGGCGUGAAUUACCGCCUGAACACGCCCGUGUCCCGCGUCCUGACAGACGGCCAAAAGGCGACGGGUGUUGUCCUCGAAUCAGGAGAAUCACUGACCGCCGACGUCGUGGUCGUCAAUGCCGACCUGGUCUACGCCUACGGCAACCUCCUCCCCCAGACGCCGACCAUUUCCAACUACAGCAAGUCCCUCCAGAAGAGAGAGGCAAGCUGCAGCUCCAUCUCCUUCUACUGGUGCCUGGACCGCAAGGUCCCCGAGCUGUCCACCCACAAUAUCUUCCUCGCGGAGGAGUACCGGGAGUCGUUUGACGCAAUCUUCAAGCACCACUCCCUCCCCGACGAGCCGAGCUUCUACGUCAACGUCCCCAGCCGCGUCGACCCCUCGGCAGCCCCCGAGGGCAAAGACACCGUCAUCGUCCUCGUGCCCGUCGGCCACCUGUCGCAGUCCAAGAACGGCGGGGACGACGGCGGCGCCGACGGCCUGCCGACGGAACAAAAGGACUGGGACGCCAUCGUCGCCCGCGCCCGCGCCGCCAUCCUCCCCAUCAUCAGCGCCCGCACGGGAUGCGCGCCCCUGCAGGACAUGAUCACGCACGAGAUCGUCAACACGCCGCUGACUUGGGAGGACAAGUUCAACCUCGACAAGGGCGCCAUCCUGGGCCUGACGCACGGCUUCUUCAACGUCCUCGCCUUCCGCCCGCGGACGCGCGCCGAGGGCCUCGACAACGCCUACUUCGUCGGCGCGAGCACGCACCCCGGAACCGGCGUGCCGAUCGUCAUGGCCGGGGCCAAGAUCACGGCCGAGCAGAUCCUCGACGAUCGCGGCCUGGAAGUGCCGUGGGCCAGGGGGUUUGGCGGCAUGUUGCAGCCGCAGAAGGAGUCGCCGCAGAACGGCAAGCUGGACAAGGUGCGGUACGGGUUCCACUUCGGCUCGGAGGAGGUCGCCGUCUUGCUUAUCGUGUUCUUCCUGUCCGUUUCUUACCUGUAUCUCUGGCCGACGGUCCAGAGCCUCGUGUGCUAA
Molecule: messenger RNA, 1752 nt
Organism: Colletotrichum truncatum
Lineage: Eukaryota; Fungi; Ascomycota; Sordariomycetes; Glomerellales; Glomerellaceae
Product: phytoene dehydrogenase
Biological process (GO): carotenoid biosynthetic process
Molecular function (GO): oxidoreductase activity
Source: RefSeq, a predicted model, not a curated record